GACCUCACACUGGACCCCAACACGGCCCACAGACGACUCUCUCUGUCUGAGGACAACAGGAAGGUGACGAUGGUUGUAGAGGACCAGUCGUAUCCGGAUCACCCAGAAAGAUUUGACUCCAUGAUGCAGGUGUUGGGUAGAGAGGCUCUGACUGGCCGCUGUUACUGGGAGGUAGAGUGGGAAGGACGGGUUUUUAUAGGAGUGACAUACAGAGGAAUCACAAGGAGAGGAGGGGGUGGUGACAGCAGGCUUGGAGAGAACAACAAUUCCUGGAGUCUUUAUUGUAAUGAUGGUGGUUACGUUGCCUGGUACAACGGUACAGAGACAGCCCUCCCUCUCCGCCCCGCUGGCUCCACCAGAGUAGGAGUGUAUCUGGACCGGCCUGCUGGCUCUCUGUCCUUCUACAGAGUGUCCCCAGGUGGAGGAGGGUCCUCAGACACACUGACACACCUCCACACCUUCUGGUCCUCCUUCACCCAGGAGGACCUCCUCCCAGGGGUGAGGCUAUGGGGGGGGACAGCGUUGCUGUGUCGGUUGUAG
Gadus morhua (Atlantic cod) is the source of this 540-nucleotide messenger RNA. Its product is annotated as stonustoxin subunit beta-like. Gene Ontology annotation, molecular function: protein binding. The annotation marks the transcript as partial. The record is from RefSeq and is a predicted model, not a curated record. Lineage: Eukaryota; Metazoa; Chordata; Actinopteri; Gadiformes; Gadidae. The transcript has a single exon.